This is a messenger RNA of Megalopta genalis, 4847 nucleotides long. Its product is annotated as tyrosine-protein phosphatase non-receptor type 5. Gene Ontology annotation, biological process: signal transduction; protein dephosphorylation. Gene Ontology annotation, cellular component: cytosol; plasma membrane; cell junction. The record is from RefSeq and is a predicted model, not a curated record. Lineage: Eukaryota; Metazoa; Arthropoda; Insecta; Hymenoptera; Halictidae. Gene Ontology annotation, molecular function: protein tyrosine phosphatase activity; protein kinase binding.
UCGUCUUCGGCAGUUCGAACGUGAGGCUUGCGCAGUCGAGACCGGCUGGUUCUCUGCCCGACGGUGUGGUCUCGCAACAUGGCUGUUUACACGUCCACGCAGCCGCUACUUUCAAACCGUGAGAUCCGCUUCGCUAACGACAACACGGUCCUCCUCGUGGUCCUCGCGUACGUGCUACUCGCUAAAGGAGGUACCAGCACUCCACUGACUAAUCACUAUGUAAAUGAUGUAAAUUAUUAUGACAUUACAAGCAAUGUUGACAAUUCAGAUCCUUUGGAAAAAUUUUACUUAAUUACUGAACAAAGGUGGCACACGGAUACAGUGCUACCUAUCCCUUUACUGCCAUCUACCGAGGGAAUGUCUGUUCGAUCUCCUCACAGGAUUCCACAGUCCAUAACAGGACUGGACGAUGCUGGAAUGGAUUUGCAAGCAGCUCAACUUAGCACUCGAGCAGGACAGGAGGUUCGCUCCACCACAACUUUAUCAUGGCUAGACUGGCAGCUAUCACUCUUUGUAGCACUCUGCGCCAUCGCUGGCGCUAUUCUCUUCACAUUCUUGAUUUUGUUAUGGCUACGAAAACAAAUGUCGCGUGAAAAGGAUACAGAGGAUGGUGAUAGGAGAGGCUUGGUUGAGGAAGGUACCGUGGGUCACCCUGAGAAGCCUGCUAAAUCUACAAAGGUAUCGGUCGAAGGUCAAUGGGUUCAUCAACCUACAGUAAAGCCAUCUGUGUCUGUUCAAUCUGUCCGACCAGUUACUCAAACCAGUGGUUUGCCAGAGGUAAUGUCAGUGGCAACACCAGAACGUAGACCGGAACCUAUACGUAUAAAAGCUAAAGGACUACUCGAACGGCGCGGUUCAAGUGCAAGCUUGACUAUAGAAUUGGCACCUCCUCCUGAAAAUCAACCGUACGUAGUAACACCUACCCGGGAAUGUACCGCGGAAGAAUUUUUGCUGAGCGCCGGGAAUGUCUUGUCUAAAACACAGCUGAAAAAGGCUGUCAGCGACCCGGCAUUGUUGCACAAAGAAUUCUGGGAAGUUCCGUUAAAUUUACCGAAGGAACUAGAUAUCUGCGGAUACUGGGUGAAAAAUAGAUAUUGUUCUAUAUUACCGAAUCCACAAUCCAGAGUGGUUCUACCAAGUACUUCCUCCGAUGAUCCUCUUUCUAGCUACAUCAAUGCCAACUACAUUCGGGGAUAUGACGCAGAAGAUUCGCGUUAUAUCGCAACACAGGGACCAUUGCCUCAUACAGUAGCCGACUUCUGGAAAAUGAUUUGGGCAGAGAAAGCUCCCGCAGUCGUUAUGAUGACGAAACUACACGAAGCCGCGAAGACGAAAUGCGAGGCAUAUUUUCCACUGGACGUAAAUAGUCGCAUAACAGCCGGACCUUACACUAUCAUCGUUACCUCUAUCGAUGCAAGGGACGGCUACACAAUCAGAGACUUGGAGCUUAGAUUCGAAGGUGAAAGGAGACACGUGCAGCAUUAUUGGUAUGAUUCAUGGCCGGACCAUGCCGUACCUGAAAAUGCAGAUACCUUGGUUAGCCUAGCUGCAGAAGUGAACUCCCUACCGGGACCUAUAGUCGUUCACUGCAGUGCUGGAAUUGGAAGGACUGGAUGUUUCAUAGCUAUAGCAACCGGAAUGACACAACUAACGCGGGACGGAAACGUGGACGUUUUAGGCAUUUUAUGUCAAAUGAGGUACGACAGAGGGGGCAUGAUUCAAACGGCGGAGCAGUACGAAUUCGUACACCGUGCACUUUGUCUGUACGAUCAAACGCUUGACGGCGGUAAAUCAUCGAGUGCCGGCGAUUGAUGCGACUAAUAAUAUGACAUUAUGGGAAUUGAUCAGAAUUCGUUAGGAGAAAAUUUUCGUGGGAGUUAUACGAAGAUUCACAGAAUGAUUGUGAGGUAUUGUCUGCAACGUUGAUACUUCGUCCAGGCGUGACUAUCUCUGCCACGAAAGAUACACUACGACGAAGAGAAUCACAGUCGUUUAAGACCUAAAGGAUGUCUUGACUGUCUUCAACUUGUUUAAGGAAGGGAGCCUGAUGUAAAGUGUUGAAAAUUACCAAAUUUUUUGGGGGAUUUUUCUUUUAAAAAAUCUACUGAACCAAUAUGUUUUAAAUUAUAAGUAUAUUUUAUUACGCUAUUGAAGUAACUGAGACGAUGUUUUCGGUUAAAAAAAGGAGCUAUAAAUAUUAUUGCUGUAGUGGCUUUUAUCCAACUUGUUGUGAAAAAAAAGAAAAAAAAAAGAAGAAAAGUUGUUCCGCGUGUAAUGUAGCGCUUUGUAUUUCGCAAACGACUUCCCAUAAUUUUCUCGAUACGAACAACGUGUUCAGUUUUUACUACGUGAGAAAUCAUUGUUGUUUACGGUUCAUUGCGGUAAACUGCAUUGAACAAGAGCCGUGUACCACCUAUCUACGUCUGCUGCUCGGUAGCAAAAUGGGCCAAAUCCGCCUUAAUUUUUCGUAUUUCAUUGAACGCCACAAAAAGGUGUAUCGAUUUUUUCGACCUGCUACAUCAAGCUCCCCUUUAACCCUUUCGCUACGACGGACGGCUAUAGUCGCUCUCUAUGAUGCCAUUUACAUGUAUACGACGGACGACUGUAGUCGCGCCGUGUAUCUUUGCUGUGUCGACGCUCGGAUGUUUAUUGAAAGUUUGUUAAGGAGCUAUACAAUGUCCUCUUUUAAGGAAUGUCCUCUCUCUUCCGAAAGCAACUUUUGUAGGAGUUAGACGUUAAACCGAUCGCUGACGAAUGUCAGGUGUUCGACGCGGCGAUUCGUUCAGUUGGAGCGAGAGGGGUAGCGAGAGGGUUAAGGAUGAGUUUCGUCUCACUUAAUAAGCUGCCAUUUCUAUACUGCCAUGACAAACCGUUGACAAUUAAUAUCAGUCAUUUGGCGGCUCUAGAAAUGAUGUGGGAACGGUGAAAAGAAACGGGAAGUUCUUCCUGGGCCUUGUCUUAGGGCCCGGGGUAGUUUUGGGAAAUGUGUCGACGAAUUGGCCGUUUGCUGGCGAGCGUGGGAGAUAGAGCCGCCACAGUCACAAAGCUCAAGGGAGAUGAUUAAAAAAUGAAAUACGCUACUAUUCUUAAACGGAAUUAAAACUGUUCGACAUAUAAAACAAAAAAAAAAAGAAUUAUAUACUAUAAUUUAACUUGCAAAAACGUGAGAUCAGGGUUUAGUCUGGACCAUUGGGUUCAGGUUUUUAUGCAUUCUCUGUGUAUCAGAAGUUAGAUUCGAUAGUUGUUAACACUUGCAACUAUAAUAGUAUUCUGAGGAAACUUGUACUUUCUGUAAUUCGAUGAACUUUUCCUUGGCUUCUUGGUGCAGCGAUGUAUCGCAAAGUUAACACAGCCAUGCGAACGCUAAUGCUGACGGCGAAAUAAGUAAAUUUGAUUCGAAUCGAAGAAAUCCACGAACACAGAAACGGCAUAUUAUUAUAUUAAAAGCUCUAUAAAAUUGGGACCCAGAUCAAUUUAAAUAUUUGUAUCCUAUUUGUAGUUCCUAGUUAAUUUUACAGUAUGCACAAUAAUUUCCAUGACCUUUAAUUAAUUUAUCAACAAAGACUGAACGCAGGUAGUACAAUACGUUUAUUAUAUAAGUUAUAAAUCUAACUAGACAUAUAAUGUGCUUCUGUAACGCAAGAUAAAAUUCAUGACGUAUUGAUGCAGUUCGAAAACCAAGUAGUUUCGUUUGAAGGAAAGGAAGAAAAAAAAGGACUUGUUGAAAAUGCGUUCAAAACGACCCGAAUCUCGUCGAUAACGUAAAACUUUCAUCGAUGCGUGAUAUAUCGAAUCAAGAAUAACGUCUCACUUAAAUAACCUACUCUUCAAGUAUUAUGUACAAAUUGAAUUAUUUAUUCUAUUCACUACUUCGAGUUAAUGUAUAAAAAAAAGAAGAAAAAAAACGAAUCUGGUGAAAUGUCAUGAAUUUGCAUUUGAAAGAAAUUGCUGCUUUCAUUAAGGGAUUAGCAAUUGGUUCAUUCUGUUGGAAGAUUAGACCGUAGUUGACAAUAAGUGUUAUUUAAGCCUUUACGAGUGUUGUAAACGAGAAUUAUACUUUGUUAGCGUGAAAGGCGAUAGCCGAACGGUUACAUUUUCUCUGCAAAAAGAAAAAAAAGUUUCUUGUUUAUGCAAGUGGAUUCUAUCAAGCUAUAGACUUCAAGCAUUGUAACAAUACCAAAGUUGUUAUUAGUAUUUACUAACUAUGGUGUAACGUGAACAGAGAUGCAUCGCAGACUCUGCAGGAUCUACGACGACUAGAUAUUAUUAUUUUGGACAUCGAUUCGUUCCAUGCAAUUGACUUCUCAACAAAUUCCAGUGUAAUCCAGUGUAAUUCUAUUAAACUAAGCGUUUCGAUAAACAAGCUACCGCGAAUGGUCUCAGCAUUUGUAUUAAAAGUGGAUGUGCCGUAGUCAAGUUGCUCGUUAUUUCGAACAUAAUCAGUCCUAUUCACUGGAACUAUCAAGUUGUAACAACAAUUUUCUUUUUUUUUUCCAUUCAAAUUGUGGACAUGGGAUGCCUCGAAGUUUUACCUUGAAUGCAGUGUGAACGUGUGAAUUUUGAGCGGAAGAUUGUGAUAUGUAUACAAAUAUAUAUUAUAUAUACUUGUACAUAUAUUGUACAGAGAGUAAAAUAUAUUUAAGAGAGUAUGUAUUUGUGUAAGCAAAUCAAGAGUAAAUUAUUUAUGAAUAUGUAAAGCCUUAAGCUACUUUAAUGUAAACGUAUUAAUAACGUAACAACAACAACAACAACAACAAUAAUAAUAAUAAUAAUAAUAAUAAUUUAGAAGCCCUUUGGUGUUCAAUUGUACUUAUGUGACGUAAUAAAUGUUUAUAGUACCCAUGCAA